CCCCAUCAUCCUCCUCCCAACUCUCACAAACACCAAACCCUGACUGGGGUAGAAGAUGAAGUGGAAGGAUUAUCAGAGAUUCCCAAUCCUCAUUUCCAACAGAUGCAUCAACAAUCUCUAUCAACGCAACCGUCUCCACUUCACUACCUUCCUCCGCAAGGUACAACCAACUCAAGCACGAGCCUACGCCGGCGGCGGCGGCGCUAGCGGUAGCAAUGGCAGUCGCUCAGAAGGGAAUUCUUUCUUGGUGCCUGGGGCGACUGUGGCAACUAUACUUAUGCUUGGUGCUCUCCAUGCACGCCAUAUAUAUGAAGAUAAGAAGAUUGAAGAGGCAAGGGAAAAAGGAGUUGAAUUGGAGUUCCACCCUGAUGUUAAAGCCAGCUUCUUGAGAUUGCUGCCACUACGGUCCAUUUCAAGAUUGUGGGGUUCCUUGACAAGUGUGGAAUUACCCAUUUGGCUGAGACCGUACAUGUACAAAGCAUGGGCUCGAGCAUUCCACUCUAACUUAGAAGAAGUUGGUCUGCCUUUGGAAGAAUAUGCAUCUCUACGGGAGUUUUUCGUUCACACAUUGAAAGAAGGAUCAAGAACUAUUGAUUCUGACCCUUACUGUCUGGUCAGUCCUGUAGAUGGCAUUGUUUUGAGAUUUGGUGAAUUGGGAGGAGCAGGGGCCAUGAUUGAGCAAGUGAAAGGAUUUUCUUAUUCGGCUUCUUCCCUUCUUGGUGCAAGCUCGUUUCUUCCGAUGAUUACUGCAGAGUAUGCAAGAGAAGAAAAUGGUGAGGAAGAGAACACUUUGAGAGAUGAGACAAAAAGGUCAUGGUGGAGAAUAUCUCUCGCAUCUCCUAAGGUUAGAGAGAUGGCAAGCCCAAUGAAAGGCCUCUUUUACUGCGUUAUUUACUUGAAGCCCGGUGACUAUCAUCGGGUACACUCUCCAGUUGAUUGGAACGUUCUUGUUCGUCGUCAUUUUACAGGUCAUCUUUUCCCAAUGAAUGAGCGUGCUGCAAGAACUAUCAGAAACCUGUACAUUGAAAACGAAAGGGUUGUUCUUGAAGGCCAGUGGCGAGAAGGUUUCAUAGCAUUGGCAGCAAUUGGUGCGACAAAUAUUGGUUCCAUUGAGGUUAGAUGGCUAUACUAUUUUCAAUAAGAGUGAUUUUUUUGGUCCUGAUUCAUAUUACGGAAAGUGAAAACUGAACUACACUUUUGGAAGAGCCUGCACAUGGUCUCUUAAUAAGAUUACUAAAGUAGGAGAAGAAUCAGAAUUCUAAAGAAUCUGGUUUUCUAUACUUUCGGACAAUUAGAGAAUCAUUU
Molecule: messenger RNA, 1305 nt
Organism: Olea europaea var. sylvestris
Lineage: Eukaryota; Viridiplantae; Streptophyta; Magnoliopsida; Lamiales; Oleaceae
Product: phosphatidylserine decarboxylase proenzyme 1, mitochondrial
Exons: 10
Coding region: 56-1141 (361 amino acids)
Biological process (GO): phosphatidylethanolamine biosynthetic process
Cellular component (GO): mitochondrion
Molecular function (GO): phosphatidylserine decarboxylase activity
Source: RefSeq, a predicted model, not a curated record